Molecule: messenger RNA, 7470 nt
Organism: Entelurus aequoreus (snake pipefish)
Lineage: Eukaryota; Metazoa; Chordata; Actinopteri; Syngnathiformes; Syngnathidae
Gene: taf1c
Product: TATA-box binding protein associated factor, RNA polymerase I subunit C
Exons: 16
Coding region: 301-3543 (1080 amino acids)
Biological process (GO): transcription by RNA polymerase I
Cellular component (GO): fibrillar center
Molecular function (GO): RNA polymerase I core promoter sequence-specific DNA binding; protein binding
Source: RefSeq, a predicted model, not a curated record
ACCUCUAAGCUUGAGUGCCGCCGCCAUUACUCAAGAAGAAGAAAAAGAAGAAGUAAGGCUUUGACAUCGUACUCGUACACGUGCUGGCCAUGCCUUACGGAUUUUGGUGGAAAACAACAACAAACUGGACGUUUUUGUUAUUUGUGUGCCAUUUCGGAGUUGAUAAAAUGUCACGAUAAUAUGAAGAAAAGAAAACCCGUUUAUAGGAUAUAGUUUUUGUUAAGUCUGAUCAGCAACAUGCACAAUCUAUGGGACAAUCCUCCAUAUGUUUUGUGUUGAACUUUUUUUUAUUUAAAAAAAAUGGAUUACCAGUUUCCCCAGCAGCUUUUUUCUUCAUACUACAACUGUGGACCACCGGACUUGACGCUGAAACAUUGUGCUGGAAAUUGGGGCAGCUACGAUCGUGUCAGACUUCAGGGCAGUUCUGCAACUCCCAGCAACUGGACUUUCACAUCCAGACAUCAGGUUCGAGGGGAGGUAUGGUGUCACACAGAGCCAAUACCAGUUCCGCUCUUCAACCCCAAAAAAUCCUUCCUUUGGUCUUCAUAUCCUCCGGAUCCGCUGGACUUCACGGAGCAUAUGCAGAACUUCUUCUUUGAUCAUUGCCAAGACGCUUUUGGGUGCAUGAGUGAAAUUCUGGGGAAAGAUUUGUAUUCCAAGAAGGGAAUGCAAAAGUGUCAACCAAGACAUGCCGUAAACACAGGGAAGAUAAAGCGCUUCAUCGACAUGCUGGAUUUUCCAAUAUGCCACCAGACGUAUUCCUCCACAGCAGUGCAGGCGUACAGUGCCCUGCUGUCAGACGUCUUGCCAAAUGUGCCAUCAGAGCUACUGGGCUCUCUGUUGUAUGAGGAGCUGACCAAGCAGAGGGACAGUCUGCUUUUUUCCGAAGAGGCCACAGGGGGCGCUCUUGACUUUAUUCCCUUUUGUGAGAGCGGAAACUCUCAGCGGGGCUGUCUCAUCUACCCUGGAAACCAAGGACUAGACCGCCUCAACUUCCACACGGUGGCCCUGGAGCACCAUGGAGACAAAGGUGUCUCUAUGAACUCCAGCAUUAGCAAACCAUUCAGCUUCCAACUGAAAGGACCAAUCAGACAGAUCAGCUCUGCAUCUUUGUUCAACGAUUGUUGUGUGGCGGUGAGGUCUGAUCACCUGUAUGGCGUUUGGAAAUGCAGCGAGCAAGAGGAACCGCGUUUGCUGCAAGUCAUUAAGAGCAGAGAGGCUGCUACCUGUGUCAGUGUCAGUCCUCACGUUUUAGGUGAAGUUCUGGUAGCGAGUGAAAGUGGAACAGCAAGUUUGUGGACUGUUGGGAAAGGGAUCCAGAAAGUUCGUGAAGAUGACAGCAACCUUUACUUCAAUGCCAAAUCGUCAUGGCGAUGGUGUGAGUUCUCUGCUCACCCUCGAGUCAUGUUGUACGCUGACAGGACUGGUGCUGAACUCUGCGAUAUCAGGGUGAGCCCAGCCUCCAAUCAUACUCUGUUUCGCAUCGGCAAAACCACAGAAUGUCGCAGUGGGGAGAGGCUCAUCUUAAGUAAAUACCUGGGAGACACCCACUCCUUUCACCAUCUCUUCACAACCCAGUACUCGGCCUAUAUCAUGGAUGAGCGGUUCCCUAGCCUGCCCAUGCUAAAGAUGGAUCACAUGAUGGAGUUUCCACCCAUGUUUUGUCAUAUCCUUCCUUGUGUAUCCUCAUCUGCUCCAACCGGAACCACAAAGAUCCUUCUGUCCUCCCAAAGUUCUCAGGAAAUCACAAUGCUACAGUACUCAGGAGGAAGAGCAGAUCCAUGCGUAAGUCUUGGCCCUCCUCAAGCUCUACUAAGGCCUUGUGAUAGCCUCAAACACCUUCCUGUCCAGAUCCCGCACCGCCUGGACACAACAACUAACAGGCUGUCUUCACCUGCAGCAGGUCUGACAUGUAUCCAGAAGAUUAACUGCAUUGGUGGACGUAGAAAGGAUUGCUUCUGUGUGCUUCAGCUGACGGUGGCAGGGGAUAUUUUCUACCAGACCCUUGAACCUGAGGGGUCAGAGACCUCUUCACCCCCAGCUAAGGAAGAUGAACCCCAGCCUCAACAAACUGCCAAAAUCUUACCUCAAUGUUUGGCACAGACUGACUCUCAGUUGUUUGUGCCUGAAACAUCCAGUGAUGAGGACAUGAUUGGGCCAACUCAGGGUACACCUCUUCAUACAUUCAUUGAUGAAAUACCACAGUGGAAAUUACAAGAUUAUGCUUCUUCUGAAACUGGUUCAGAGGAGUUUCAGACACGAGGGAAAGGACCAAACCUAAAGAAGUUGAACCUCCAGGUGCUUGUCAAUGAUGACCCAGUGCAGGAUCAUGGACUAGAUACAGAUGGUGAGGAUGGGAAGGAGACAAACAAUAAAGCUGAUGAUCCACAGCAGCCAGACGGGAGUCAAGAGAGAACCAGUACCUUGACUUCUACUUUUUCACCUACACAGCAGACUGCAGUAAAGCUCAGUGAGUCUGCUGUCUCCGUGUGGAAACACUGGCUCCAAAAACUAACGCACCUUAGCCUCAAAAAGAAGCCGCGCUUGCAUCAUCUCACAUUGAACUCAGGUGGCCUCCUCUGCCUGUCUCGUGACAAAAUGAAAGGGUUAUCAGAAGAGGAGCAUGUCAAGAGCAUGAGAAACCAAAUGAGAGUUUGCAUGUCAAACCAUUCACUGUUAGUGAGAAGUGAUGACUCUGCGGAUAUAGUGCCAAUUCCAGACCAGGUAGACACAUCAUCUUGGAUGGAUCCACUUAGUCAACGUCUGACAGCCUCCUGGCAGGGCGAGGAACUAUGGCGAGCUUGGUGGCAUGAUCGGUUGGGCCUGAACAAGGACGAGAAGAUGGAUGCUCUCAGGAGAAAGAGGAGGAGGGAGAGAGAUGUAAGAAGGUCAGCUGGACGACCACUCAGCCUCACCGGAAGUUUCACUUCAUCCGUCAGCUACCAGUCAGGGAUGGACAGUUUCUCUGACUUCACGGGCUGGUCUUCUGCAGCGAGCCAGGGGGCGUGGUCGGAUACAGAAAGGGUUGAGUCGUUAUCGCAGUCGGGGGACUUGGUGGAGAGCGGAAGGCCAAGAGCUCAGACCACUAUGCUCACAGGAUCCACGUUCUCUACGCCAACCACCACUCCUCGAUAUGAAAAAGAUACUCAAGAUGGUAUGUGUGUGUCCAGCACAAUCAAAGCCAAGACACUCGCCACUGAGUUCACGCAAUCUGGAUUUCCUACACCAACCACGUUUAGCAACUCAGAAGUCCUCACCCAGUCAAAAACUACCCAACUUGAGUCCACACCAUCCAGUCAGAGGAGGAGAAAACGCCGUGCAGAUGACUACCUCGCCUCUCUGUUUGGAUCACAGGAUGGUCCCUCUCAGCAUGACAACUACUUCCUAGAUGAAAGUGGCCAGGAGCAGGACUCACGUCCACCUAUGACCUACUCAUCUCAGCUCCACAGUUCCCAGUCUAUGUCCAUCUCACAGAAUUCACUGCGGCGGCCGGGGUCGCAGUUGUCACAACCGAAGAAGAAGAAGUGGCAGAUGGGAUUUUGAUGUUGUCCACCGAACGGAUCAAAGUACAGCCCUGGCAUUUUCAGGGAAUGUUUUAAUAGAAAAAGUUGGAUCAUGUUCAGUUUGACAAAGGACAAACAAGUCUUCAUGGAUGCUCAUUUUGACUGCUGACCUCAAGACAUGCGACUCUAAAUAUUCAAUGAAGGAUCUAAAUAUGCAAUCAGCGAGGAUUUUAUUUUUUAUUUUUUUAAAUGAACAUAUGACACAAGUGGAUUUCUUCUGGGAGAACAAUCAAUCAUGUUUGAGCUUGAGAUCAUCACAUGGUGGAAGAGGACCGAGUGCUGCAGUUUGGUGUCUCUGGAUGUGAUGAGCUAUUUCCAUCAUGUCCUCCGAGUGAAAGGCCUCGAUCUCCAGUCUCAAGAGAGCGAAUGCUAGAACGGAGGGCUGGAUGGACAAAACAAAUAACAUGUCCUCAAAGUGCUGUAUUCACGAUGACAAUUUAACCCUGGCAUGAAUUCCUACCUUGGCUUUGGAGAAGGAUAUGCGACACAGACAGGCUUUAAGCUGAGCUUCUAGCUUCUCCAAGCUCAGAGUCUCCUUCCUGUUCACACGGACACACAAAUGUCAGUCCAGUUUUUUCAAGCUGAAGCCAUGAUCACAACAGGAAAUGUAUUUUGUUUCCUACAUGUAUAUGCAGACCACGUGAAAUUGCUGAUGGAAAUUGUAUUUAAUGUCACGAGGUAACAACGUAGCUAACACGUAUUAGUUAUGUUUGUUGUCCCUUAUAAUAGCGAUUUGGCAAAGUUUAGCUUAUAACACAUUGGCACAUUUGUCUGCCAAUGUGUAUGUGUGUAUAAAUUAUAUGUACACAUUAGAGAUGUCCGAUAAUAUCGGCCUGCCAAUAUUAUCGACCGAUAAAUGCUUUAAAAUGUAAUAUCGGAAAUUAUCGAUAUCGGUUUUAACCUCCCGAUAGACUCCCGAAUUUCAGAAUUACCGUAAAUCUCCCAGGGCAACCAUUCUUCCGAUUUCCACCCUGACAACAUUAUUGGGGGCAUGCCUUAAAGGCACUGCCUUUAGCGUCCUCUACAAUCUGUCGUCACAUCCGCUUAUCCUCCAUACAAACAGCGUGCCGGCCCAGUCACGUAAUACAUGCGGCUUUUACACACACACACACACACACACACACACACACACACACACACACACACACACACACACACACACACACACACACACACACACACACACACACACACACACACACACACAAACACACACACAAGUGAAUGCCAGGCAUACUUCAUCAACAGCCAUACAGGUCACACUGAGGGUGGUCGUAUAAACAACUUUAACACUGUUACAAAUAUGCGCCACACUGUGAACCCACACCAAACAAGAAUGACAAACACAUUUCGGGAGAACAUCCGCACCGUAACACAACAGAACAAAUACCCAGAACCCCCUUGCAGCACUAACUCUUUCGACAUAAAAGUGACAAUAUAUCAUAUUGUAGGUGUUUUUUUUAUACACAUUGCAUUCAUAUUUUGCUGUUUUUCACAUUUUUGUUGUGUUUUGCUUGAUUGUAAAAGAGACAACUAUCGAGGAGCUGGUCUGAGAAGUAAAAGAGGAGCAGCGUUCAUAUGUUGUUAAUAUUCAGUGUUUUAUUGUUCAUAGUUAAUAUUGUAAAUCCCACUUUAUUUUAAUGUACAUUUUGGGUCUCCCAUUAAGUAAAAAACUGUAUAACACCAUUACGUUUUUUUGUCAUAACUUUUUUAGAACUCUAUCGGACAUUGUGACUUUUGGUAUUAGUGUUCCUGAAAAAAAGGGACCCAAACACACAUACAGAUUACUAGAGAUGUCCAAUAAUGGCUUUUUUGCCCAUAUUCCGAUAUUGUCCAACUCUUAAUUACCGAUUCCGAUAUCAACCGAUACCGAUAUAUACAGUCGUGGUUUGGUGGUAGCGGGGGUGUAUAUUGUAGCGUCCCGGAAGAGUUAGUGCUGCAAGGGGUUCUGGGUAUUUGUUCUGUUGUGUUUAUGUUGUGUUACGGUGCGGAUGUUCUCCCGAAAUGUGUUUGUCAUUCUUUUUUGGUGUGGGUUCACUGUGUGGCGCAUAUUUGACAUCUCUAAUUACAAACAAGUGUUUGAUUGAAACAAAGUCAAUAUUACACAACAACUAAAGAGUUCAAACUACUAUCUGUUAGGAAUGUUAAUAAUUUUGCAACAACUCAUUAUUCAAUUCGAGUCCGAUUCCUGGGAUGACAUUUCUAUUCAGAAUCGAUUCAACACAAUUCUUAAUUGAAACAGACUCUCGCAAUAAAAAUGAUUUGGUAUAGAAAUGAUGAUAAAACAUUUUCAAAACAAGCUCCUUUUGGCUGUACAACAUAUGAACAGAGAGUAAGCGCGGAACUGGCCUAAAAAUAUAUUUAAAAAAAAUGUUUAAUCCAUUCAGAAUGCUGUUGAUUGUGUUUACUUGGUUUAUUAACUUAGGGUAGCGGCUCCAUACUGUAUGGACAUAUUUAGCUGCUGGCUGCAUUGUUUUUUUCCACGGAAAUCGGCUGAUACUGAUUGGUGGCCGAUAAGAUAGCCGCAUAGUUGAAAAUGUUACAGUUUUGAGCGGUUGACACACAGUAGCCCACGCAAAUAUUCAGCAAAGCCCACAUUGAUCAUAACUGGUUAUGCAAGUUCAAGCAGCCGUAAGCAACAAAUCUUAUCAGCCCACUUCAGCCAGACGCAGCUGUCUGAUAGUUUGGCUGCCGGCCCAAAACGGCGUACACAAACAAACCCAGAGUGCGGUGGAAAAGCACCAGCGAGCACAAAAACAAAGAGAUUGUGUACAAGCUGGCUGCAAAAAAAACAUUGACUGACUUGAGUUUGCAGAUGACAUGUCUGCCACAAUUAAGCCCGAAAAGUAUGUUAAAAAUGUAAAUGCUUCCUUGUUUCAUUUUUACAAAUCACAUUAAUGAGUGUUUACUUUCUGUUUGUUUUAGGGCUAAUUGAGGGUUAGCUCAUUGUGGUUAGUGUGGGGUGGUGCUUGUUGUUUUCAUAUAUUUCCUCAUGACUUGUGUGUGUGUAGUGACUCCCAAGGUGUGUCUGCUUCUUUUAUUUCAGAUGUGUCACCGUUUCAAGCUUUCUCUAACCAAGAAAAACAAGCUAAAUGUAUGUGUUGCGGAGUGGCGGCCAUUCUCACCGGUGUGUGGAGUGGGACACGGUGAUCUGAUGGUACAACUGCAGGAAGGUUAAGGCAGUAACGGAUUUGGACUUGAAGUCCAGCUUCUCGGCGAUGAUCUUCUCCAUGCGUCCGAGGUCGGACACGGUGAACCUGCACUGUCCGAUGCGGAUGAGCUCGCCCGUGGGCGCGAGGUUGCGCUCCUCCUCCGUCACUUUUGCCGCCAUGUGGAGGCAGCUGAGGCUGACGCAGGACAAGUGUUUUGGUUGGAUCUGGAAUAGGACGACAUUUUAUUCAGUUAUUAAACAUCAAGGUGGGGGGGUUUUGACAGCAGAAAUAUAAAUUGAAGCUUAGCGUACCCUCAUCAUGGCUAAGAAUCUGUCCAGCAGGUUUACAGCCAGGACGAAGGUAUGUGUGGUGUAGCCAAAGAAGCUGGUCAGGCUCCACAGGUCUUCCACUUUGGCAUCUCUGCACUUGGCUGAGAUUCGUCCAUCGUUCUAGGGAAGAAAAAAAAAACACCAAUUAUUAGAGAUGUUCGAUAAUGGCUUUUUUGCCGAUAUCCGAUAUCGUCCAACUCUUGAUUACCGAUUCCGAUAUCAACCGAUACCGAUAUAUACAGUCAUGGAAUUAACACAUUAUUGUGCCUGAUUUUGUUGUGAUGCCCCGCUGGAUGCAUUAAACAAUGUAACAAGGUUUUCCAAAAUAAAUCAACUCAAGUUAUGGGGAAAAAAUGCCAACAUGGCACUGCCAUAUUUAUUAUUGAAGUCACAAAGUGUAUUAUUUUUUUUAACAUGCCUCAAAAC